AUGAAGUUGUUGCCCUCUCCAUCAUGCUCUUCCUCUUCCUCUUCCUCCUUCUCCACCUCCACUUCUGAUGCUCAUGGCUGCAACCCCAGAGCUGCAUUAGCUACACCGAGCUGUCUUUCGGGAAUUCUCCGCCGAAUUCUCUGCUCCGGUACCCUCCCGACGCACCCCACCGAUCGGAUCACAGACGACACUAGCUCAGUGAAGUCUGAUGAGAAGCUUCUUCAAGUCAAGGAUUUGAAUGUCAAACCCACAUCAUCUGGAAUUGUGGCGAGACUAAUGGGCUUGGAUCCCUUGCCAGAGCUGAAGCAAAAUCAUAAUUCGAUAGCAAGGAGCCAAUCCAUGAACUCUGUGGGGCAUUUCUACAAACACCUGGAAGGCAAACAUCAACGAGUCAGAUCAACACAGUCAUUUCAAGAGACACCCACGUUUCUUGAGCUUGAAAACGAAGAAUACUUCAUCCUUAGCUUUGAAGGAGAAAUCAGAAGUAAAGAAUUCAGAGCAAAACAAAGAAGCCAAAGGAUCAGAAAGACAAAGAAGAAGAGAUUCGAUCCGGAAGAAGCCAAGCAGUUCAUCCUAAUAGAUUUGAAAGAAAACAAGAAAUCAACCAGAAAAGUAGAAUCAGAGUGCAGCUCCGAUGAACUAAGCCCAAUUUCAGUUCUCGACAGUGGUAAAUUCCUCACAGAUCCCGAAGAAUCAGCGCCAUUAUUUUCAGGAAACGCCGCUUCAAAUUCCCCCAUAAACCCUAGAAGGAAAUUAUCACUGGAGCUCGAAAUUCCUCGGAGUCCAUCUCGAAAUGACGAUGAUUUGAUAAUCAACGAAAGUAAAAUCGCGAAGACGAAAGUGGUUGAAUACGAGAUCCAGCGGGAAAGAUUCGAAGAAGAGAUUCGUAAGAUAACAGAGAUGGAUUUGGGCGAAUCGAAUUGGAAAUGCAGCGAAAUUUGCGAAGAACAUGAAGAACUUGAAGCUGGAGGUAUAAUUGAAGGUUUUGAUUGGUAUAUUCUUGAAGGAUUGAUAGAUGAAUUUGUAGAACAAAUGUAUGAUUGA
Molecule: messenger RNA, 1044 nt
Organism: Cucurbita moschata (crookneck pumpkin)
Lineage: Eukaryota; Viridiplantae; Streptophyta; Magnoliopsida; Cucurbitales; Cucurbitaceae
Exons: 1
Coding region: 1-1044 (347 amino acids)
Source: RefSeq, a predicted model, not a curated record